AAGGGUUGCGCAUUUUCCCCCUAAGGAUUGUUUUGAGUUUUUUGUGACUUAAAUGGCAGAAACUUGUCUUUUUGUGGAAAAUUCUGAAAGUAGUUCUACAAAACAAGAAGACCCUAGUGCUUUGACAAGAAGACUUACUCCUAAAAAGCUGAGAACUCCAGAAGAACUGGAGGCUGGUCAGUUAAAGGCAGACGAAAACAGGGCAAAGUUAUUUUCAGACCAAAGUCGUCGUUGCGCAGAAAAAGUGAAGAAAGCACUAGAAGUUGCAAAGACUGCCAGGGAAGAACUGGAAGCCACCGUGAAAGCAAAGAAGGAAUUGUUGGAGAGAAAAUUGAAAGAUGCUGAAUUGCGGAGAAAACAGUAUCUUGAGGCUUCUCGCCAAAGUGCGAGACAACAUUCAGCAAAGGUCAGCGAUGUUGCCUCAGAAAUGAACAGAAUGAAGAGGACGGACAUGUUACGUCUUUGUGCACACAUUCAAACGCAAUUGUGGAAUGCAGACGCUCGUCGUUCUAGAAGGCUUGCAAUGAGGGCUAGGAGAGCUUCUAAUUUUUCUUUAUCAAAGUGCAGUCCGCCUCUAUCGAGAAAUCGGAGUUCAGAUCACGAAGAAACUAUAGUGCAACUUGAAAGAGAGCAAAAUGCAGCUAGCAUCAUUCAAUUUUUUUGGAGAUUUCUUCAUGUUCAAAGGAAAUUUCGCGAGUUGGGUCUGUCCGUGAACGAUUGUCUUGUAGACGGAUUUGAAUCAACAAAGCUGAAGAUUCAACGCUAUGAAGCAGUUCAAGCUGCUGGAAUGACUCUUAGGCUUUUACAUUCGCACGCAUAUCUCUUGUCAAAUGACGAAGCUCGUCGACUAGCCAAACUAUUUUUGACAAGUUUUGUCAUAGCAGCUCAUCCUGAGCACGUUUUGGAUAGUCCUGACACUGGUUUAGAAAGGUCUAUCGCUGAUUCAGCAAAGUCGUUAUUGAAAUGUCUGACGAACAAUAAGGAAGAUCCUUUUUCAUGUGCUGUGAAAGCUCGCGCGUUGUGGACCAAAUAUCGUGUACAGUUUGAUGAAUGGGAAAGAAAUGACCGAGAGCGGUUAAUUAAUGGUAUGAUAACCGAUUAUGUAGGAUUGGAGCGUUUGAAAGUUGGUGUGGUGGAGAGAGAUUCAAGGACAUAUGGCUCCAACAAAUCACAUAGAGAUUCUGCUCUUUUAGCUCAUUCCCAAACGAAGUCUUUCUCUAUAUGGUCAGCUCAAAUCGAAAAACGACAAAACAAGUUGAAAAAAGCGCUCAGAAGAAUUGGAGGAUUAGAAGUGCUUCAAAGACUUGAAGAAAAAUUGAGAAUUUCUUUUUCACUAGAAAGUGAGGAAACGAAUGGCUCAGUGGUGCCAAUAGAAGAUUCAUCUUUGAGAAGAGAGAAUAAAACGCAAGUCCAAGACAGUGAUAAUGCGUUGGCACAGAGCCUUUUAAAUGAAGUUUAUGCUCAUGAAAUGAUGGUGGACCUCGAUAUGUUUUUGAGAAAGCUUAGGACACCUAGAAGUUAUCAGCAGAUGUUGGAAAUAGCCAAGAGAGCAUUUCGUGACCAUUUUCACAACUUGCUUAGCAGUGCAAUUGAAGAAGAUGCCUCGAACCAGCAAGCAUUGGUUAGGGAACGGUUUGGCGACCUUGUUCAAAGUCUCAAAAUGAAACUAGUUUCACUUCUCCCCCAAAAAUCGAAUGCCAACAUAGACGUCAUCCGUUCUAGUCUGGAUUCUUCAUUUGACUUGGAGUUGAUCGAACAAAUGCUGAAGCACGAUGCAUUUUCAGCAAGGGACUUUCAAGGACUGCUACAGUUGGUCGCAAACGUUUUAAAAAAUGUACAAGCUCCUCAUCAAGAUCAAUACGUGGAAAGAAGUGUGCAAGUUUGGCUAAAGGAGGUGGAAGAGGUUGAGAAGAAGAAUAGAAAAGAUUCUUUAUCUUCAACGGUGCGAACAAUGAACCUGAUUUCUUCGAUGUUUUCAAUUAUGUGCGAAAUUUUUGAUUUGCUCGAAGAAACAGAGCGCUCGAUUAUUAUAGCGAAAAUGAAAAUUUUGGCUCCUAUCGUACAGAAACAUGGACCAGAAUGGGAGCGUGCUCAUUUUGAACAAAAGAUCGAACAGUCUAUUUUUGAUGAGAAACUUCCAGUAACACGCACUUGGUUGGAGAACUCUAUAGGGUUUAUUAGGGAACAAUUCACAACUUUGAAUCUACAGGCAGUCACGACUGGUAGUCAAACAGCUCUCCAAAACGUAGUUGGUGCCGCACUAGUAUAUCUUAUCGAAAAACCGUACAGUUUACCAGUUGAAGAAGUUCCAGAAGUUUUGAGGUUGGAUCAUGAGCGAAUUUUUAAUCUUCAGAAUGACGUGCAGCGUCUUUCCCUCUUAUCUGCUUUAGAUUUAAUCCUCAGAAGGUUCACGAAUGAUAAAGUGGGAGUCCCUGUUGCAUGUGAUUUGAAGAGUAUGAAUAUAUGUUUGAAGGACAGUAAUGCUUCCUUGAAAGAUAUUGAGAAGCAAUUACUUUUAUGUGUUCACGAAUGUCUAGAUGAUCCCGAAUCGGAAGGCUCUUCUGACCCUUCAAGUCCUCUAACGGAUGAUGAUGAGAAUUUUUUGCGUCGUAUGCUUAAGAAGGCUGCUCGUUUGGAAGAUCCUGUUUUUAGCAUUUUGAAGCGUCGUAUUUUGGACUCUCUUCGAAAGCAGUUUCUACUAAGUCCUAACAUUGUUACCGAUGAUUAUCAUUUGCGCUCUCUUGGUUUGUCAGCCAUUGUGCAAGAUUUUCAUGAUAUGAUGAAUGAGUUGCACAAAAUAAGUUCUCAUCUUGUUAAGGUGCAUAACCAAAGAUUGUUGAAAAUCGUGUUAGAUAUUGUUAGCUAUGAUUAAGGUAUCUCUUGUUGCAAUAAAAUAUGUUUUUUAUUG
Molecule: messenger RNA, 2908 nt
Organism: Galdieria sulphuraria
Lineage: Eukaryota; Rhodophyta; Bangiophyceae; Galdieriales; Galdieriaceae
Exons: 4
Coding region: 53-2872 (939 amino acids)
Biological process (GO): signal transduction
Source: RefSeq, a predicted model, not a curated record